GCAGCUCUGCAGUGGGGAGCGCGGCUGUGAGACAGCACUUAGGAUUGGCUCGGGCAAAGAGAAAUUAACUGUAAGAUUCACGCGAGUCUGGGGCGCCAGACAGAGCUUUAGCCUGAGUCGAGUUUCGUCUCGCCCUAUACUUGCCACCCACGGAAUUGCCGAGUGUCAUUCGUCUCGUGUCUAAUCUUUUCGGAUUAUUUUUUGGAUCCAGCGCCCAGUGGGACACGCUUACAGUGCAGAAGGGCACGAUGUUGGGAAGCGGAGGUGUUUACGCCAGCAAGAAGCGGAAGAAGCCCUUGCCGAAAACAUGUACUGCAUCUCGUCCAGAAGGUGCCAAAUCCAACCCAUCCAAACGCCACAGAGACCGUUUGAACUGUGAAUUAGACAAGCUGACCAGUCUGCUUCCCUAUCCUGAAGAUGUGCGGGCACGUCUUGACAAGCUGUCUGUGCUGCGCCUCAGUGUUGGAUACUUAAAAGUCAAAAGCUUCUUCAAUGCAUCCUGGAAGAAAAAUGGUGUGGGGUGGUUACCAGAGCAACACAGACCCUUUGGAGGCAUUGGAAGCUCUGUCCAGAUCAGUGGAGUCAACUUUUCAGAAGGGGAAUUGCUUCUUCAGGCGCUGAAUGGCUUUGUUUUAGUGGUCACAGCAGAAGGAUAUGUGUUCUAUGCAUCACCAACAAUACAGGAUUAUCUUGGCUUUCACCAGUCAGAUGUGCUUCACCAGAGUGUCUUUGAACUGAUCCACACAGAUGACCGAGCUAUGUUUAGACGCCAGCUACAUUUUGCUCUAAAUCCUGAUCCCUUCAAAGGAGAACCAGGGACUGAAGGGUUACAUGAUGAAAAUGGCCCUGGGAUUUCCAGUAAUAUUGUAAACUAUGAUCCUCAUCAGAUACCACCAGAGAACUCCUCUUUUCUGGAGCGCAGUUUCUUCUGCCGAUUUCGCUGUCUUUUAGACAAUUCUUCAGGGUUCCUGGCACUUAAUUUUCAAGGACGGCUGAAAUUUCUUUACGGACAAAAUAAGAUGUCUGAAGAUGGCACCAGGAUACCUUCCCAGCUGGCUUUGUUUGCAGUUGCUACUCCACUGCAACCACCAUCCAUCCUUGAGAUCAGAACCAAGACAUUUAUAUUUCAAACAAAGCAUAAGCUGGACUUUACUCCAAUGGGAUGCUGUGCCAGGGGAAGAGUGGUGCUGGGAUUUUCAGAAGCAGAGCUGUGUAUGCGAGGCACUGGAUACCAGUUUAUUCAUGCAGCUGACAUGAUGUAUUGUGCAGAAAACCAUACAAGAAUGAUAAAAUCUGGAGAGAGUGGCUUGACAGUGUUCAGACUGCUGACAAAACACAGAGGAUGGGUUUGGGUUCAAGCUAAUGCCAGGCUGGUCUACAAAGGAGGAAGGCCAGAUUUUAUUAUCGCUAGACAGAGAGCCUUAACAAAUGAUGAAGGGGAGGAACAUUUGCGUCAGCGUACAUUGCGGUUGCCCUUCAGUUUUACUACAGGGGAAGCAGUCCUAUAUGAAAAUGGCCUCAAUGGAGAAUUGUUUUCUGACAAAGGAGUGAGGAAUAAAAAGAGUGCUGCAUCAGAACAGAAACCAUUAGAUCCAAAUUCAUUAUUGGGUGCCAUGAUGAAGCAGGACCAGGCCAUCUAUGUGUCCCACGCAAGUGUAACUCCUCAAUACUCUCUUGAGAAAGCUUUUAAGCCUGAUGGUUCUACCAUGAAUUUAACUACAUCUGGGUGGCAGCCACAAGGCCAGUGCCCACCAAUCAAAGAGGAGAAUGAAGCAUUUAACAUGAUCAGCACACUGGAGAAGUUGAUCAACGAUAGUGAUAUCUGCAAUACACUGAACAAUUUGGAGGACAACACAGAGCUGCAGCAGUGGGAAGAUGCCUUACUAAAGAUGGACUUCAGCAAUGAUUUAAUCAUUGAAUUAAAUGAUAUUCUCAACAAUGACAUAUUUUCUUAUUUAGAAGAUAUUUUAUUCAAGGACACUAAUGGAAUGAGUGAUAGUUUUACACAGAAAAAUGAUAAGUCAGUUCAACUGGAUACCUUGAGGUCAGUUCAGCAUGAUUCACUUACACACCAUGAGCAGGUCAUUCCAGUUUGCCUAAAUCAAAAUGGCUUUGCUACGACAGCCAAGAAUCCUUCUAUAUAUUCUCAAGGAUCAAAUGACAUGUCAGCUGCAAAACAAGGUUCACUGAACAGCGUGUUGCCAUCAACCCAGUGCCAGCAACGAUCACAGCUGUUGCAUCCAACAAGCCAGGAAAGCAAUGGUCUCCAGACUAAUCCAGUGAUGGGUGGAAGUGUGCCAGACCAUUUCCUGCACACUUCAUUACCACAUUUGUCCAGUGGAGUACAUCACAAGUCUGUUUCUGAUAAUACUCAGUAUCAUUUCAACCCCUUGUCUGCUUAUACAGCAACAACCCAAAAUGACACUGGCAUUUCUACUCACAAGUCAAUGCCACAGGGCCGGUCUCUGUCUUUAUCAAAUGAAGGGCAACAAAUUAUGACAAGUUCUUGCACCCAAAAUCAGUCCUGUCAGAUGUCUCUAGGUGCAUUUCCUGCGUACCCCAAAAACAGAACAGGCUCUACUUAUCCUAUGGAUAUGGAGCUAAACACAUGUGGUGGUCAGGCCCAGAUAACAUCAGAUCAGCUAAUGCUGACUGGCCAACAGGACCAAUUAACAUUUGGGCAUUUGGAAAACAGUUACCCCGAAUGUCUCCAGCAAGGGCACUCUCUACAGAAUUCUUUUGAAAGAAAUCGGUCAGUAGGCCAAAGAAUGGGACAUCUACCCUUUCAGAUGCCUGUGAAUUCAGAACAUUUUAAGAAAAUGCAAAACUGGCUGCAUCAACACCAGCAUCAGUCUGUGUACAAUGGUAAACCAUACUGUACGGAGUCAUCAGCUAGCAGUCACACACAAUCUGUCCUUCCAUCUAACUGCAGUCAGUCCCAGGCACUUUCAGCACUGCAAGUCAAUCCAUUACAAAAUGGCACUUUUCAGUCAACCACAAUUGGAGCAGGAAUUGAGCAAGCAAAACAUAUGCUUCAGGCAUCAACGCAGAUAGACAGCAUGGCUGUGCCUGCAUCCACUAGUUGUUUAUAUGGCAACAGCCCCUUGCUACCAUAUAACACCAUCAGUGGAUCCACUACUCUGAACUGUGGCACAAGAAACUUGCCUACUGACAACAGCCCCCUUCAGGCAUCCUGCUACUACCAGAAUAAUUCCAAUGAACUUCUUAUCGAGCCUUCAGUCAUUCCACAGGAUGAUAUUAGCAUCACCUCUCUGUCCUGCCAUGCUCGGAUUUCUCCUGAGAUCCAGCUAAAAGAGCAGCACUUCUACAACUGCAGCAUCCCAGUUAAGCAGCCAGUCCAGACUCUUGAAGAUGAUGGAGGCAGACUCUCAAUACCAUGUAAAUCUCUUCAUAAUGUGACUGCAUAUUUCAUGGACAGUGAUGGCAAGACUAGCUGUUGUGACUUCUAAUUGGACAGAAUAAUGGGCAACACUGAAUGAGGAAGAGUGACAAGCAGAGUCCAUGUAAUGGCCUCUUUCCCUGCAUAAUGUCACUAAUACAAGCUAACACUUUGCUCAUUUCUUUUUUGGCAGCAUGCAGAAGACAUUUCUGGCAUCCGACAAUCUUUAGUCAGCCAGUAAGAAAGCACCUUGGAUGUAACCAUACAAAAGCAUAAAAAUGUGAUUGAUAUCUGCCUUGUGUUUUACAUUUCUGAAACGUUUGAGGAAUAAAACACGGUGGAUGUUAAAAAAAAACAAAACUUUAUUUGCCUUGCUAAGGUAACUAAUGCCCUUCAGACACACUGGAUAUGCUCCCAGAGAGAAUGACUCUGAGGGUGCUUUGAACUGCAAUCAUGUCUGACUCUUGAGUGGUACAUUCAGUUUGACAGUCUGCCCUGGGUAGAGAUUAUCAAAAAUCUGGGCACUUUUUAGCAGGACAGCAGCCCAAUCACUGAACUUUAUAUUUUUACAUCUGCCUUGAUUUUUAAACCAUUCCGAAUUGGAUUUACUCUGCCAUUCUUUUUUUAUUUAGUUUUCUUUUGGCUGAGAUACAACUCACAUUGCUACCUGUCUGUGUAUAUGAUGAAUUUAUCAUGUGUAACACGCUACUUAGUGAUUUCAUUUAUUGUCAAGGCUAGAGUCGGUCUUGACCUUCACACUUACAUUGUCAUGAACAGUAGAUGGUAUGAAUGCUUACAUUAUUAUUAGUUCACAACAAGGGGAAACUGAGCCGGAGUGUUGCUUUUAUUACAUGUUAAUAUUGUGAGCACCAGUAGAAUCUAGAAAGUUCAAGUUCAAAGAGUAGACACCUAAAACAUACAAAACAGAGUGCAAUGUCAGCCUCAGCAAAACAACAGAAGAUGCAAGUCAUUUAGCCCUCAGCCAUUUUUUUCAGGUCACUGUAGGUAUCAUGUGCACAAUAAAGCAGAGUGCAUGCAUCACUUUACACAGGGCUAUUGCUGUUUGCUGACUAGCACAUGGUGGCUUCUUGUGCAUGUGUCAUUUGGGGGCUAUACUGUGUUUUUCUUUUUUGCUCUUUCAUUCUUUAGCUGGUUGACUUUAACAAUUCACGCAAUAUUAUAAUUACUGGCUGGUCUGGGCAAAUGACCCUGUCUAGUUUAGCCCCUUUUAUGAAAUUUUCGGUAUUUGCAAGCGACAACAUGUGGCAGCUUGUGCACAGCACUAUGUCUUCUAACCAUUGUGUUUUUCUGAUUUCUCAUAGCACUUUGCUCUUUCACUGAUCUGGGUAGAACCAUAUUAGAAAUUUGGAUGGAGUGAGAGGUGCAGAUGUAAUGGUGAAGAGUUACACUAUAUAAACUCUGUAUUAGUGUUUAGAAACCAACAAUGUUUUAUAAAGUGAAAAGAUCUAUUAUUUUAAUCUAAUUCAGUGGCUUCUCACUCUUUAGAAGUAUUUUUUGCUUCAUAUUUACAGCCUGGAAUUUCUUCUUGAAAUUAAUUGAAGUAUCUGCUUUUAUGAAUGAAUGAAAGAUUUCCCGAAGCUCCAGCUUAUUCAUGUACUCCACUUUAUCAAAGAAUGUUUGCAAGCUAAAUUGUUAUGGAACCUCUUCUGUCUAAAUGGUUGGUGUUACAGCAAAAUACAAAGCAAUUCUGAAAAAAGGAAGAAGGAUUGCAUUUUCGGUGUGAUAGUAGGUACACUUGCUUCUUGUUGAUAUUCCUUCUUUACAAUGAAGUCAAAGAAGCCAACAAAUCAUCGGCCAUUUCAUAUAUUAUUGUAAUGUCUACUCCAUCUCUGUUUGGACUAAUAAUUUUGUAUAGCUACACUUUGAAAAGGUUACCGCAUAGGUUUCCAGACACCAUCCAGGGGAUCUCACGGGGCUGCAGAUUGUUGCUCCAACCAACUUUUGUUUUUAGUCGGACUUUUAUACUAUUUAACCCAGAUGUUACUGCACAGUAUUAGAUGUUUGGGGGUCACUGUAGAAAUUACAAAGCUAAGUCUAGUAAAUUUGUAUUUGAAUGUAACAAGCAAGGAAUACAUUUUGUCCUUUUUAUUUUUUUCAGAUUUUCAUCAUCAUAGUUUCCCUUCUGCCUGUUAUUAUUUAAUGUGCCAUUUACUAAUACCGUAAGAACCUUAGUGGCCCUAAUGCUGAAGUAGUCGAAGCCUUUCAGCAUUCAGUGUCAUUCAUUCAGGUGUCUGCUCUGCUCUUUGUAAGUUGUCAUAAAUAAUAGAGCAAACUACAUAGGAAAAAGGCAAAUUAAUAGGCAAACAACAAAAGAUGUUUACGCCUAUAAAGCCUUAAUAUAAAUAUUUGUAAACGUAAAAUUCAGUUGGCUGUGCUCCUCUGAAUAUGGAAUAUGAGAAAAGAAAGAAAAGACCAGCUAAUUAAAUGUGAUUUGAGGUAAAAUGUCUCAGUGAUUGUGAAACUGUUUGAAACAACAACCUGCAGCUACAGGGGGUCUUCAGAACUGAAUUUCAGAAUCACUGGGCUUGGAGGAAAAAAAGCUAUUUUUUAUCAUUAUUGUCAUCAUCACAGUCAGUCACAGUUAUGGAAGGCCAGUAAGACUUGCUACGAAAAUGAAUGCUGACACCAAUAUCCAUCCAUGGAUUACACAAUCCAGCAUCAUUUCAGCAACUGCAUGUUCCAGCAGCAAGGAGUACAAGGCAGGAAUCUGGUCAGGACACCAGUCUAUCAUAAGGCACAAUGCACACAACCACAUGCACUCAGAUACAGCCAAUGCAAAGUCAGAAGUUAAGGGAAACACGGAGAAUGUUGGCAAACACAUUUCUUUGAAGGAAAAAUUCUAUUUGUCACCCAUGCUCUUCAGCACACUCCUUACAGAACCUAAUGCAGUGUUUUCAGGAUUAUAAAGUAAAACCUAGCUAUGCAUGUAUACCUUAAGUAAAUCCAGUUUAAGGGUGCUUCUUAUGACACAGGCCAUGCGUGAGUAUGGGUGUGUGCAUGAACGGUGCCCUGUCCAGUCUUGUGUUCUGCUUGAAACCCACUGCUGCCAGGACAGGCUCCAGCUCCACUGUGACCUUGAAACAGUUAAAGUGAGUUUCACAAUGUUAGGUUAACUUGCAAUAAGGAUUUAAAAAUCAAUCAUCAAAACAAAUACUGUACUGAUUUUCCAUAUGCACAAAAAUUAAAUAAAUUUUAUAUAAAGCUAUUGUGUAGCAAACAAUUCCCCAAGGCACUUUACCAGUACAAAUAUGAAAUUAUAUAUAUAUAUAUAUAUAUAUAUAUAUAUAUAUAUAUAUAUAUAUAUAUAUAUAUAUAUAUUUAUAUAUUUUUGAAAGUUGGCAGGUUAAGUGACUUGUUCAUGAUCACACAGUGUGUUAGAGGUGGGCACUGAUCCUUGCAGUUUAAAGUCCCCACUAUCCUACAGUAGUUACCAUUAAGCUGUACUGAGACAACAGCACCUCCUGCUCUGGUGGCACGACUUGUCUGCUGCUGUGAAGUUUCAAGCCUAUCUGGGUUUUCUGCCACCACUGUUCACCUUUGUUCAGAGUCAAUGUGGUUUUUAUUUUAUUUUGAGUACACUUUAUACACAAACUGAGUGAAAGGUGACUGCCCAAGUCACUGGAGAGAGGUGAGGCAGUGUCAGACGUCGGUUAAGAUAAAAAACAAAAAAAACAAAAAAAACAAGCUGCAGCUUCCUAAAGGUUAACAAAAUAUUUCUGCAGCUUCCCCAAAUCACUGUAAUGCUUAUAUUCCUUCUUUUAUUCUGCAAUAAAAACCUUUUGCAAAGGUUUAAAUAUUCUUUUAAAAACUAAACAGAAUAUAUAUAUAUAUAUAUAUAUUUUUCCUACAUAAAUUAGGAUUUGUUUCAUAACUGAAACAUGUUUUAGUUUUGUAUUGUUAAGGUGGGAAAAUACAAAAAGGGUUGCCUGAAAGCUGAAACUUGUGGCUUUCUUCUAAAUGAUCUGUCUCACCAGGCACAUAAAAUAAAAUGAAGAGCGGCAGAUAUGUGCAAAAGGUCUUGUGAAGAGAUGAGCGGCUAUUACAGAAUUGCAAAAACUGAAAAAACUGUGCUUUUACACUACAGCCAUCUGUAAACAGGCAGUGCCUAAUAACUGGCACUGUUGUUCUGUAGUAACAGAAGUGACCUCUCCAGCAACACUAAUACAACAGCCAGAGCCAAUACCUGGAAGGGCAACAAACCUUUUAUGAGGUCACACUGUGUUUCAGAAACACCAUAUGUCAAGUGGCAGCUUUUUAUUGCUUUUAAAGUACAUUCCAAAGAUCUUUAUACAAGAUCACUGGCAGAUGCGACUGCAUCCUGCUGCUUUUUAUUCAGCGAAGUGAGAGCUAGGAUGGCUUCUCCUUGGGUUGACCAGGGUUUUUAUAUUUUUAAUUCCAUUAUCUGUGUACCACGUGAAGUAUGUUUUUUGCUCCUAUUUUUAUUGCUUAGCACUUAUAUUUUUGGAUGCUUUCUGUGCAGAACAGUAUAACUUUGCAACAAAAAGUUGUUAAAAAUAUUUGAUAUCUUUGUUGUAUUACAUUUUCUUUUUAAUAAAAAAUGAAAACUC
Molecule: messenger RNA, 7989 nt
Organism: Polypterus senegalus (gray bichir)
Lineage: Eukaryota; Metazoa; Chordata; Cladistia; Polypteriformes; Polypteridae
Product: aryl hydrocarbon receptor-like
Exons: 11
Coding region: 249-3470 (1073 amino acids)
Biological process (GO): regulation of transcription by RNA polymerase II
Cellular component (GO): nucleus; aryl hydrocarbon receptor complex
Molecular function (GO): nuclear receptor activity; protein dimerization activity; transcription cis-regulatory region binding
Source: RefSeq, a predicted model, not a curated record